Mytilus trossulus (common blue mussel) is the source of this 1756-nucleotide messenger RNA. RefSeq lists its product as uncharacterized. The coding region runs from base 60 to 1730 and encodes 556 amino acids. The transcript is spliced from 9 exons. The record is from RefSeq and is a predicted model, not a curated record. NCBI's taxonomy places the organism in Eukaryota, Metazoa, Mollusca, Bivalvia, Mytilida, Mytilidae.
UCAGUGUGGGGACACUUUACAGUCUGUUUAAAGUUUAAGCACUCCAUUUUGAAAUUAAAAUGAUUUUAUGGACUAUAAUCUAUUUGAUUGUUUUAUACAGUGAAGCGCUGUCGGCUUACAGACUUAAGAAACCCAAAGUGCCAAAAGCGGAUUGUAUAUUCCAUGGACAUAAGCACAAAGAAACCUGGACAGACCCUCUACUACCUUGUAAACAGUUCAAAUGUGUCAAUGGACUCGUGCAAACAAAUUAUAUAGGGUGUAUAUACAAAGAUCCCAAUAAUCCAGAAAUAGAAAAAUGUCACAUGCCAGGGGAAAGAUGGAAAGAAGGAUGUUCUUCCAGAACUUGUACAUACUUUGAAGAUUAUCGUAAUGGGAGGAAAGUACAUUUCUAUGUGGUUGAUGGACAAGCAUGGUGUUUAUCGCAAGAAAAAGAAUGUAAAGCACCAGAAGAAGUUUGGGAGUAUGACUGUGACCAGUAUAAGUGUAUAGAGGAAGAUCAAAUUUAUGUUAAAACAGCAAGGAUAGAGAAAAUAGGAAAAGUACCUAAUUGUGAAUGUUGCAAAUUCAAUGAUAAAUGUUACAAGAAUGGCGCCUCAUGGCCUGGUGGUAAUUGUACAGAACAUUACUGUGAUCUAGUUCCUGGAGAUAAUGGAGAAACACUGACCGCUAUCACCUCUGUACCAGGAUGUACCUUUCAAGGGAAGUGUUAUAAGUUUGAGGAGACAGUCGUUCAUAAUUGUUUUAUUCUUGAAUGUACAACCACAGACAGGUUAAACGUGAAAUGGGAGACUAUUAAACAAGCAUGUCCCGUUGGUAAUAGAUGUAUCAAUAUGUAUGAUACCUGGAGAAAUGAAUCUAACUGUAUGGAAUAUUAUUGUAAUGGCAAUGCUACUACAAUAUCUAAACAAUAUGGUUGCAUAGUUGGUGGCAACAAAUGUGUACCUUAUGGAGGUUACUACUGUGAUGACCAGUGUUACUACAGACAAUGUUACCAAGGGGGUAAUCAAGAAGUAAGAGAAGUUGUACGAGGCGGCUGUAAAGGACUUACUGGGAAAUGUUAUGUCUAUGGAGAGAUAGGUUUUUCAAAAGAAACAAAUGGAGAAAUCUUUGAAAAUUGUACUUGCGUACAGAGAGGAAGAACAGGAUCUGUAGCAGUAUGUUCAGGUUCCGGUUCAUCUGGUAACCAGACGUAUUAUUUAGAAGACUCGGGCACCGGACACACCUAUGUUAGAAAAGAUAUGAACACGGAUAAUUCUAAUUAUGCAAAUUCGGAAGAGACUGACAUGUAUAGUACUACACCGUAUUACGAUAUGACGGGUAGCAAACUUGAUUAUGAAAACGAGAAUGACAGAGCUUUUACAAAUUACCAAGAUACAAAGUCUCCACCGGAACAUGGAGAUCUGCAUGAACCAUACCACAUUCCUGUCUUACAAUUGGAUGAUGGAGCUUCACCAGACAAAGGCUCAGUCCAAACUGGGAACCAGGAAUAUUCUGACAAAAAUGUUCAGAAUGUACAUAUUCUAGGUGUAAAUGACAUACCUCAUUAUGACCAAGAUAACGGACUGUUUACUGGUUUUGACGGAACAGGAGGAUACGACGAAGGUAACGAAUCCUUUAGAACUAAAGAAAUAGAAAAUGGCGGAGCGUAUGGAGAUCCUGGAAUACUUGGAGAAAACACUGGGAAAAGUUCUGGUACAGAGGUUGAUACUUAUGAUGGAUCGAAUAUAUGAGAACAGAAUAUCAAAAAUAAAUUUUA